Messenger RNA from Cylindrotheca closterium, 531 nucleotides. The record is from the annotation of a GenBank genome assembly. Lineage: Eukaryota; Bacillariophyta; Bacillariophyceae; Bacillariales; Bacillariaceae.
AUGUAUAAAUCCAACUCGCUUGUCGCGUUCCUCAAGGAUGAGAUGAAUUUCUCUUGGGAAGACGAUAUCUUUGAGAGUGAUGAAGAAGAAACAGUCGUGAUGGGGAAAAGGUGUGUCAGAUUUUCUGACAACAUUGAAAUCCAAGAAAUCCCGUGUAUCAGCGACAUGGAGACCAGCGAGAUUGCUGACGUCUGGUACACCCGUCUCGAUCACACGGUCAUGAGGGCAGAAUACAAACAGCUGGCCAAGUCGGUCAUGUCUGGCAGAAUUGAGGUAUCCGCCGAGGACAUUUGCUUGCGCGGCUUAGAAGAGAAGUUUUACCGAUCCCAAAAGAAGGUGAAACGAAGUGAAGCUAUUGGUGCCGUUCUUGACGAACAGGAUGCCCAGUUUGGCUACGGAGAACAAAACGCCGAAAUGAUUGCGCGUGUCUACAAUGCAUUUACAGCAUACUGCAUUGAUGAGUCGGUUGAGAUGGCACUUCGCGACGAAACAGCAGCUUUUAAGAUCCAUGGGAUUUCCUCAAUUAGGUGA